Messenger RNA from Amphibalanus amphitrite, 1619 nucleotides. Its product is annotated as DAZ-associated protein 2-like. Bases 505 to 984 code for a protein of 159 amino acids. Lineage: Eukaryota; Metazoa; Arthropoda; Thecostraca; Balanomorpha; Balanidae. The record is from RefSeq and is a predicted model, not a curated record. The transcript has 5 exons.
GAAAUCUGCUUAGGACUUAAACUUGACAUUUACCGAAUGGACAUUCAUAGAAAAAAAUAUUUUGGUCGGAAACUUUUAGUUCAUUAUUGAUUCCUAAUUCAUGAAAAGCGGCCAAGAUUGAGAGAAACAUUAAAUUUGGUUGGACAUGCAAUUACCACUGAAUGCAAGAAUGACAGUGCUUAAAUACAGUUUCUAAAAGUUAUGGAUUAAAAUGAUGUUUAAAAAGCCUAAGAAUGUUGGGGGAAGAUAAGAAUAUCGAGUUCUGUCUAUAUACAGUGAAUAUCGUGGUAAAUUGCCUGUCCCUUUGGUACGAGGCAAUGGCCAUUGACUGGAGGCAGAAACCCUGGUUUGGCUCAUUCAACCAACUGGAAAGAGAACUUUAAUUCAAAUUGGAAACCAUAAGCAGGAGCUGACAUCACUUGAAGGGCUGAAGCGUGGUGAUGGCCCCCUUUCUCAGUCUCCUCCCCUACUUUGGUUUGGCAAUGGGGUCUUACACUGCUGAAAAUGUCAGGAAAGAAAGGUGUGCCUGGUGGAGUGCCCUACCCGGUACAGUCGCAGGGGAUGUAUCCUAGUGCACCGCCAGCCUACAGUGUCCAGGGACCGCCACAGCCCGGCGCCCAGGGCGGACCGUGGAACGAGCCGCCACCGCCGUACUCGGCCGCUCCCGGCUACCCGCCGCCGGUGGGGUACCCGCCCCAGGGCGGAGCCCACCCCGGCCAGGGAGCGUACCCGGCCCAGGCGGCGUUCCAGUUGGCCCCGGGAAUGAUCCCCGUCGGACCCGGCUCGCAGGUUCACGUCAUGGGCGCGUUCAACGCCGGUGCCCGGUUCGACGCACGCACGCGGCCCUCCAUUCCGCCGCCGCCGCCGGGCGUGGCGCCCAACGUAGCGCAGCUGGCAGCCAUGAGCGGCGCCAAUGUGGUCGCCUCCAAGAAAAAGAACGACAAAUGGGGCAUGGGUGCGGGCGGCGGCGCCGUUUUCUGGUAGUGCACGGGCCUCAGUAUCCAGCGGCUGUGCCGCUGUGUCCCGCGGCGGACUGGGAUGCGCAGCAUGCGCCGAGUCCUGCCGGGUGAUGGAGGUUGUGUCCAGCAGGGGUGUGAGGGGGCGGAUAAAUCGCGUCGAUUGAAAAUAGAUUAGUGUGAUCCAGAUUUAUUUUUAUAAUGAACUAAUAUUAUUUUAGCUAAUAGCUGAUGUAAUUCGUGCCAGUACCUAGUUAUUAUAAACUUUGAUCCAAAAGACUUGGGUCCUGUAAGGUUAGAAGGAGGUUACUGGCAUUGGUUACCGCAUUUGACGAAUCAAUGCUCCUUACAUUUUAUUAGGUCGCUGUAUGGUUAGCUGAUUGUAUAAUCAUGCGUGCUGCUGACAUCUUCAGCACCCGCAGUAUUCUGGUGGCAAGCAGUGCACGGCGUCCAAGCAGUAGGCGUCUGUAUACGGUGAACCAGCGGUGUCCGCUGCAUGGUGCCUAAACUUUCUGUGUUGUCAUUUACUGCAUUGUGCUACACCUUGUGAGCUACUAUUUUUAUGUGAUAUAUUAAGCUUGUCCAAUGUCCAUAGAUGUUGUGAUCAACUACUUGUGUGAAGAUCGCUAAAUUCAAUAAAUAUAUGGCAAGUCCAGAAAAUAA